CCGCUUUGUCUCACACCAUGUGUGCGGCUCGUAUGGCGGCGGCUGCCCAGUCUGUGUACUCCUUCUCAGCGCACCCGCUGGCCGGCGGGGAGCCCGUGAACCUGGGCUCCCUGCGGGGCAAGGUGCUGCUCAUUGAGAAUGUGGCGUCGCUCUGAGGCACUACGGUCCGGGACUACACCCAGAUGAACGAGCUGCAAGAGCGCCUCGGGCCCCGGGGCCUGGUCGUGCUCGGCUUCCCGUGCAACCAGUUUGGGCAUCAGGAGAACGCCAAGAAUGAGGAGAUUCUGAAUUCCCUCAAGUAUGUCCGGCCUGGAGGCGGGUUCGAGCCCAACUUCAUGCUCUUCCAGAAGUGCGAGGUGAACGGCGCCAAGGCGCACCCGCUCUUCGCCUUCCUGCGGGAGGCCCUGCCGGCGCCCAGCGACGACCCCACUGCGCUCAUGACCGACCCCAAGUUCAUCACCUGGUCCCCGGUGUGCCGUAACGACGUUUCCUGGAACUUCGAGAAGUUCCUGGUGGGCCCCGAUGGCGUCCCGGUGCGCAGGUACAGCCGCCGCUUCCCCACCAUCGACAUCGAGCCCGACAUCCAAGCCCUGCUGUCCAAGGGGUCUGGCGGUGCCUAGGGCGCCCCCUACCCUGGCUGCUUGCCAGUGGCCUGCUGCUCUCUGGGGGUUUCAUCCAUGAGGGCGUUCCCCCGAAAACAAAUGGAGGAACGCCUGAUGUCCGGGAAACCCCCAGGUGGGCGCUGGUCCUGUCCAUCCC
Oryctolagus cuniculus (rabbit) is the source of this 759-nucleotide messenger RNA. RefSeq names its product glutathione peroxidase 1 (gene GPX1). Lineage: Eukaryota; Metazoa; Chordata; Mammalia; Lagomorpha; Leporidae. Gene Ontology annotation, biological process: glutathione metabolic process; hydrogen peroxide catabolic process; response to hydrogen peroxide. The record is from RefSeq and is marked validated. Gene Ontology annotation, molecular function: glutathione peroxidase activity. Gene Ontology annotation, cellular component: cytosol; mitochondrion.